Molecule: messenger RNA, 1032 nt
Organism: Closterium sp. Yama58-4
Lineage: Eukaryota; Viridiplantae; Streptophyta; Zygnematophyceae; Desmidiales; Closteriaceae
Source: the annotation of a GenBank genome assembly
AUGUGUUCGUUAUACAGCAACUCGAUUGUUUCCGUCCCUCCCUCUCACCCAUUACCCCUCCCUCGGUCGCGCCCCUCAAUCCCCGUUAGAGCUCCAUUCGAAUUCGCAAAUUACGCGCUCGCAUCCAACAAGUGCCGACACACGCGCAGCCAUGGAUUCGUUUUUAGGCACACUAGGUCUGCUCACCACGUGUCUCCUUCAGGCUGCUUAUUGGUUCGUUCCCCACUGCCUCGUUCCCCCAUGCCCUUCCCAUACUGUUCCACUCCUAACCAGUGCUAUUCCGCCAUGACAUCCCCCCAUGCGAACGCCUUCCAAAAAGCUUCCUCGCCCUAUUCCCGCAGCAGCAUCACUACAGCCCCCUUCUCCUGCUCCCUCCUCUCCUCCAUCCUCUGGACUGCCUACGCCCUCCCUAUAGUCACGCCCCGCCGUGUCCUCUUCCUGCUCGCACACCUCCUACAGUCACUCUCCCUCUCCGCCCUCCUCCUCGCCCUUAUCUCCUCUGACUCCUCCACCCACACCCUGCGCCUGCGGCAGGUGCUGCAGCUGCUGCUACCAGCCUCUGGCCUCUCCAUUCUGGUGCUCUUCCUCGGAUCCUUCAUCGCACCUUCCUCCCUCGUCAUCGGAUGGACUGCCUCAGUUGCUGCUGCUCUCCUGCUCGCCUCUCAGCCCCUGUCCCGCAUGCUCAGCCUGUUGGACUCGGCAACAGGCGCCCAGCCAUCGCACCUCUUCCUCAGCUGCUCAGCUCUAGCUGCGGCAUGCUCGUGGGGCGCCUUUGGCUUUGCCGCUCGUGACCACUUCAUCGCUGUGCCCUAUGUGGUAGUGGCAGUGCUUGAAACCCUUUUUCUCGCUCUUUCCACAUUCCUGGGGGCUUCCAGCAGUGCAGCAUCACAGCAGAGGGCAGCAGAGGGGUACGAGCUAGUCGCCCCCACAGCGUCAGAGUCAGGCUUAACGGAGCAAUCGCUAGACGACACACCGGAUGAGUUUGACGAGUGGUUACAAAUGGAUGUGCUACAUGGACGUAGACUGGCUUAG